GGGAACAGCGACCGCCUGCUGGGAGUCAAAGCGAAAGCACUCCAGCUCCAGCUGAAACUGGGCCCGGAGUCUGGGCUCCGAGUGGGAAAGCAUGGCUGGAGAGGAAUUCUAGCCCUUGUUCUCUCCCGGGGGACACAGGGCUGAUUGGCAGCAGGGGUGGGGUGUCUGCCCCCCCUUGGGGGGGCAGGACAGGGCCUCAGGCCUGGGUGCUGUCUAGCACCUGGAAGAUGCCUAUGUCCUGGUUCCUGCUGUCCUUGGCACUGGGCCGGAGCCCUGCGGUGGUUUCUCUGGAGAGGCUCGUGGAUCCUCACGACACUGCACGCUGCUCUGUAGGUCUUUCCUGCCACCUCUGGGAUGGUGACGUGCUCUGCCUGCCUGGAAGCAUCGAGCCUGCCUCAGGCCCUGUGCUGGUGCCCACCCGCCUGCAGACGGAGCUGGUGCUGAGGUGUCCACGGGAGACCGACUGUGCCCUCUGUGUCCGUGUGGUUGUACACUUGGCUGUCCAUGGGGCCUGGGAAGAGCCUGAAGAAAAGUCUGACUGGGAACCCCAGGAGCCUAGAAACGCAUCUCUCCUGGCCCAGGUGGUGCUCUCCUUCCAGGCCUACCCCACUACCCGCUGUGCGCUGCUGGAGGUACAGGUGCCUGCCGCCCUGGUGCUGCCAGGCCAGUCUGUGGGCUCUGCGGUGUUUGACUGUUUCGAGGCUGGUCUUGGGGCCGAGGUACGAAUCUGGUCCUACACACAGCCCAGGUACCAGAAAGAACUCAACGUCACACAGCAGCUGCCUGACUGCAGGGGUCUUGAAGUCCGGGACAGCAUCCAGAGCUGCUGGGCCCUGCCCUGGCUCAAUGUGUCUGCAGAUGGUGACAAUGUUCGCUUGGUACUGGACGUCUCUGAGGAGCAGGACUUUGGCCUCUUACUGUACUGGGAUCAGGUUCAGGGUCCUCUCAAAACCUGGAAGCAAAAAAACCUGACUGGACCACAGACUAUUACUUUAAACCACACAGACUUGGUUCCCUGCCUCUGCAUUCAGGUGUGGCCCCUGGAGCCAGAUUCUGUUAGGACCAGUUUCUGCCCCUUCCGGGAAGAUCCCCGAGCACACCGGAACCUUUGGCGCAUAGCCAGGCUGCGGCUGCUGUCCUCAGGGACAUGGCAGCUAGAUGCACCAUGCUCUCUGCGGGCCAAGAUGACACUGUGCUGGCAGGCACCAGACCAGAGUCCCUGCCAGCCACUUGUGCCACCGAUGCUCCAGGAGAAUGUCACUAUGAAUAAGCCUCAUGAAUUCCCGUUACUGAGAAGCCACCCCAACCUCUGUGUCCAGGUGAGCAGCUGGGAGAAGGUCCAGCUCCAAGAGUGCCUGUGGGCUGACUCCUUGGGGCCCUUCAAGGAUGAUAUGCUGUUAGUGGAGGUGAGAACUGGCCCAAACAACACAGCAGUCUGUGCCUUGGAACCCAGUGGCUGUACAGCACUGCCCAGCAACGCCUCCACGAGAGCGGCUCACCUGGGAGAGCAGUUGCUGCAAGACUUCCGGACACAGCAGUGUGUGCAGCUGUGGAAUGAUGAUGACCUGGGAGCGCUGUGGGCCUGCCCCAUGGACAAGUACAUCCAUAAGCGCUGGGUCCUGGUGUGGCUGGUCUGUCUAAUCUUGGUCGCUGCGCUUUUCUUCCUUCUCCUUCUAAAAAAGGACCGCGUGAAAGCGGCCCCCAGGGCCCGCACAGCCUUGCUCCUCCACUCCGCCGACGGAGCGGGCUACGAGCGUCUGGUGGGCGCGCUGGCGUCAGCGUUGAGCAAGCUGCCGCUGCGCGUGGCCGUGGACCUGUGGAGCCGCCGCGAGCUGAGCGCGCACGGGGCCCUGGCCUGGUUCCACGGGCAGCGGCACCGGACCCUGCAGGAGGAUGGCGUAGUGGUCCUGCUCUUCUCGCCCGCGGCGGCGGCGCAGUGCCAGCAGUGGCUCCAACACCAGACAGUGGAAUCAGGGCCGCACGAAGCCCUCGCCUCCUGGCUCAGCUGCGUGCUGCCCGAUUUCUUGCAAGGCCGGGUGGCCGGCCGCUACGUCGGGGUCUACUUCGACGGGCUGCUGCACCCCGACGCCGUGCCCGCCCCGUUCCGCGCUGCGCCGCUCUUCUCCCUGCCCUCGCAGCUGCCUGGCUUCCUGGAUGUCCUGCAGGGAGGCUGCGCCCCGCGCCCCGGGCGGCUCGCGGACAAGGCGGAGCAAGUGGCCCAGGCCCUGCGGGACGCCCUGGACAGCUGCACCUCGUAUUCAGGAGCCCCGGGCUGCGGCGAACCUGGCUUCUCCAGUGAACCCUCCCCUUGACCUGUUUCUGCACGUCCCCAGCCUGGGAAAAGAUGGCCCCACAGCCCCUAAGGGGCCUGGUCCCAUCUCUGCUCUGUGGCCUGAGCCUGUUUCUGAGUCUCCCGGGACCUGUCUGGCUCCAGCCCUCUCCUCCUCCCCUUUCUUCUCCCCGAGCUGAGCCCCAUCCAUGUCAUACCUGCCGAGCACUGGUGGACAGCUUCAACAAGGGUCUGGAGAGAACCAUCCGAGACAACUUUGGUGGUGGAAACACUGCCUGGGAGGAAGAGAAGUUGUCCAAAUACAAAGACAGUGAGACCCGCCUGGUGGAGGUCCUGGAGGACGUGUGCAGUAAGUCAGACUUCGAGUGCCAUCGUCUGCUGGAGCUGAGUGAGGAGCUGGUGGAAGCCUGGUGGUUUCACAAGCAGCAAGAAGCUCCAGACCUCUUCCAGUGGCUCUGUUCCGACUCCCUGAAGCUGUGCUGCCCCUCUGGCACCUUUGGGCCCUCCUGCUUGCCAUGUCCUGGGGGCACAGAGAGGCCCUGCGGUGGCUACGGGCAGUGUGAAGGGGAAGGGACUCGAGGGGGCAGCGGGCGCUGUGACUGCCAAGUCGGCUAUGGGGGCGAGGCCUGCGGCCAGUGUGGCCUUGGCUACUUUGAGGCGGAGCGUAACAGCAGCCACCUGCGUGUUUUGGUCCCUGUGCCCGCUGCACGGGACCGGAGGAAUCCCACUGUCUGCAGUGCAAGAAAGGCUGGGCCCUGCACCAUCUCAAGUGCGUAGACAUCGAUGAGUGUGGUACGGAGCAAGCCACCUGUGGAGCCGACCAGUUCUGUGUGAACACCGAAGGCUCCUAUGAGUGCCGAGAUUGUGCAAAAGCCUGCCUGGGCUGCAUGGGAGCAGGGCCAGGCCGCUGCAAAAAAUGCAGCCGUGGCUACCAGCAGGUGGGCUCCAAGUGCCUAGAUGUGGAUGAGUGUGAGACAGUGGUGUGCCCGGGAGAGAAUGAGCAAUGUGAGAACACGGAGGGUAGCUACCGCUGUGUCUGUGCUGAGGGCUACAGAAAGGAGGAGGGUGUCUGCAUGAAGGAACAGAUCCCAGAGCCGGCGGGCUUCUUCGCCGAGAUGACGGAGGAUGAGAUGGUGGUCCUGCAGCAGAUGUUCUUUGGUGUUAUCAUCUGCGCCCUGGCCACACUGGCUGCUAAGGGGGACUUGGUGUUCACUGCCAUCUUUAUUGGUGCCGUGGCAGCCAUGACCGGGUACUGGUUGUCAGAGCGAAGCGACCGUGUGCUGGAGGGCUUCAUCAAGGGUAGAUAAUCCCUGCCACCACUUACGGGAUUUCCUCCCACCCAGAGGUCAUAUCCUUCUCCUGCUGGACACCUGGGGCAGUGGGGUUUCUCUUUGAGACUGGGGUAAAUGCCCUUUUACCUGCCUUACUGAGCAGCCCAGGACCCCAUUAGCCCUGGGGGUUAAAAAGAAGCCCUGAAGCUGAUGCCAUGAGAACUUUGCCUAGGGGCCUGGCAGGCAUUACAGUGCGUGACGUUCAAAGACAGUUUCUUCUUAGGGAGGUUGCGGGCUUUGGCCCCCGCCCAGGACAAGAGGUGUCCCCUCAGGGGUGGGGCCACCAUAGCCUCCGCCAGGUGCAUGCUGACAGCUCCUGUGUGUAUUCACCUCCCACCCCCCAGCCACUGACUUAUUUAUUCAUCUCAGGAAAUAAAGGAAGGUCUUGAAAACUGGAAAA
This is a messenger RNA of Peromyscus leucopus (white-footed mouse), 4021 nucleotides long. It is a transcript of the gene Il17rc, whose product is annotated as interleukin 17 receptor C. Bases 228 to 2312 code for a protein of 694 amino acids. NCBI's taxonomy places the organism in Eukaryota, Metazoa, Chordata, Mammalia, Rodentia, Cricetidae. Gene Ontology annotation, molecular function: interleukin-17 receptor activity. The transcript has 28 exons. The record is from RefSeq and is a predicted model, not a curated record.